UAUAUCUUCACGUUUGGACAUGAGCGCAGAACCGCCAAGUCGGUAGCUUUGUCGCCUACAGAUCCCAGACAGCCCGAAAUCUCACAAUUUCUAAACGUUUCGAUCGCCAUUGUUUUUCGCUGCACAGUCCAAGACUCCAACACGCCAGUCGGCGGGCGACCCGAACAAAAAUGAGACCGCCCCACCAACACCACACCCCGACGCCCCAAGCGGGGACGGACCUCGUCGGCGAAAAGUACCACAUCAGGAGCCACGAGGUCAGCGACGACUACCUCGACGUCUACGUCGUCGCCGACGCGCACGGCGCGUGCUUCGAGGCGCAGGCCUUCGCGCCCGUCGGCGAGAUGCCGCGGGAGCGCGAGGGCCUCCGCCAGGCACGGCGGCGCCGCAUGCGGCGCAUCUGCCGCUCGCCCAACUUCGCCGACGAGUUCGAGCACGACGGGCGCCGAUUCCUCGUGUCGCGGGUCCAGCGGAGCGGCAAGGAGUGGACGGACCUGCAAGGGCUGGGUCGUCGGCACGGGCGCGAGUCCUCCCCGCGGGAACGGGGGCCCAAUGACGGAGAGGUGGCGAAAGUUUGCCCGGGCUCUGGUGGUUCCGGGACCGGACGGUGGCCGUUGAGCUAUGCGGAGGCGGCCGUUGCGAGGACUCCGGAGUAUCCGGGAGGCACGAACCCGCCGGCGGAGAGGAGGCGUGUGUGUUUGAGGUUGGGUGGCUCAAAAGGGUUCAAGUGAUGUAUUCGGUGAAAGUCAGACACCUCUGAGUACGAGCUACGCACUCUGCGUUUCAAAUCUCUCCUUAUGUUGGCGCUGGAUUAGCUACGGGGAGAAGCCGGGUGCGGAGCCCGGGAAAUGGGGACUGAAAGCGGCGGUGUGAACCCACCCGGCUUGCUGGGGGACGGUGCUUCCGGGGCCGUGCAUCGGCGUGUUUCUCCGUCCACCCAUCUAAGCUUGUGCCAUUAUCUGGGUACCUGCUUUGU
Molecule: messenger RNA, 976 nt
Organism: Colletotrichum destructivum
Lineage: Eukaryota; Fungi; Ascomycota; Sordariomycetes; Glomerellales; Glomerellaceae
Exons: 1
Coding region: 171-731 (186 amino acids)
Source: RefSeq, a predicted model, not a curated record